CAAACAUGUACAUGCAGAGGCAGAGCAAGAAAUGGAAUUUAUGAGGGAGCAGAGCUGCAGUUGCGUCUUCUUUGUCUCUGAAAGAAGAUUCAGCCGAGUCCAUCAGGUUUCUCUCAGCAACAGUGAGUGCAGACAUGGCUGCUGCCAGUAAUCUGCAAUCUGAAGAUCAGUUUCUGUGCUCCAUCUGUCUGGAUGUGUUCACUGAUCCAGUCAGCACACCAUGUGGACACAACUUCUGCAAAAACUGCAUCACUCAGCACUGGAACACUAAUGGCAGACAUAAAUGUCCUAUGUGUAACAGAGUGUUCAAGAGACGACCUGAACUAGACAUCAACACUUUGUUCUCUGAGAUGGUUGCUCAGUUCAGACAUGAAGCUCAGCAGAAAGCCAGCAGCAGCAGCUCAGAGCAACAAGCUGCCAAACCAGGAGAAGUUCUCUGUGACGUCUGCACUGGAACCAGACUGAAGGCCCUGAAGUCCUGCCUGGUGUGUCAGACUUCCUACUGUCAGACUCACCUGGAGCCUCAUCUGACAAAGAAAGCUCUGAGAGGACAUCAGUUGAUUGAUGCUGUGGAGAACCUGGAAGACAAGAUGUGUAAGAAGCAUGAAAAACCUCUGGAGCUGUUCUGUAAGACCGACCAGACAUGUGUCUGCAUGCUCUGCUCUGUUUUAGAGCACAAGAACCACGAGUUUGUUCCUCUGAGAGAAGAAUAUGAAGGAAAGAAGGCAGAGCUGGGGAAGACAGAAGCUGUGAUUCAGCAGAUGAUCCAGAAGAGACGACUGAAGAUUCAAGAGAUCAAAGAGUCAGUGAAGACGAGUAAAGGUGCUGCAGACAGACAGAAAGCAGAAGGUGUUCAGGUCCUCACUGCUCUGAAGGAGUCUGUUGAGAGACGCCUGAAGGAGCUCAUAAAGGAGAUCGAAGACAAACAGGAAACUACAGAGAAACAGGCUGAAGGUCUCAUCAAAGAUCUGGAACAGGAAAUCUCUGAGCUGAUGAAGAGAAGCUCUGAGGUGGAGCAGCUCUUACACUCUGAAGACCACCUCCACCUCCUCCAAAGCUUCUCGUCCCUGAAAGCUGCUCCACCCACCAAGGACUGGACAGAGGUCAGAGUCCAUCCACCAUCAUAUGAGGGGACUGUGGUGAGAGCUGUGGCUCAGCUGGAGGAGACACUCAGAAAAGACUUGAAGAAGCUGUUUGAGGCUGAGCUGAAGACGGUCCAGCAGUAUGCAGUGGAUGUGACUCUGGAUCCUGAUACAGCGUAUCCUAAUCUCAUCCUGUCUGAUGAUGGGAAGCAAGUAUACUGUGGUGAUGUGAGGAUCAAUGUUCCAGACAACCCAGAGAGAUUUUCUGCUUGUGUUUGUGUUUUAGGAGCGCAGAGUUUCUCUUCAGGCAGAUUUUACUUUGAGGUUCAGGUUAAAGGAAAGACUGACUGGGACUUGGGAGUGGCCAAAGAGUCGAUCAACAGGAAGGGAAAUGUUAUGCUGAGACCUCAGUAUGGUCUCUGGACUGUAGUGCUGAGAAAUGGAAAUGAAUACAGAGCUUGUGCAGGUCCUUCAUUCCGUCUCUGUCUUUAUUCUGGUCCGGAGAAGGUGGGGGUGUUUGUGGAUUAUGAGGAGGGUCUGGUCUCCUUUUAUGAUGUUGGUACUGGAGCUCUGAUCUACUCCUUUACUGGCUGCUCCUUCACUCACAAACUCCACCCAUACUUCAGUCCCUAUAUGAAUCAGGGUGGUAACAACUCUUCACCUCUGAUCAUCUGUCCUGUCAAUCAAACUGAGUCGAUCAACAACUGAUUUUAUUUGAUGAACUGAUUGAAGUAAAGGUGGCACCUGUGUGUUUGGCACACCGUCUACCGCUCUUUCUUAUUUGUCUCAUUUUAUUAUUUUUAGCCAACGUUGUGCAAGAUGUCAGUUCCACGCUGUCUUAUGAUCGCCGACUCCUGGUGCCGUCGCGUGCUCUGGACCCUGUGGACUCCUGGUUGGUUCCCGUUGUCGGCUCUAUCAAGAGGAGCCCUCUUAAAUCCUUCCUGUCAACAUCUGCAUUGGUGGGGAGCGGAUCAAUCAAACCUUCGACCGGUGGAUCAGGUAGUCACUCCCCCAGAAGUCUCCAAACCAGCUCCCCUCAGGUUGGGUUUAAUAAAUGCCA
Messenger RNA from Oreochromis aureus, 2142 nucleotides. RefSeq names its product E3 ubiquitin-protein ligase TRIM21-like. The coding region runs from base 135 to 1790 and encodes 551 amino acids. The transcript has 2 exons. Gene Ontology annotation, molecular function: protein binding; zinc ion binding. The record is from RefSeq and is a predicted model, not a curated record. Lineage: Eukaryota; Metazoa; Chordata; Actinopteri; Cichliformes; Cichlidae.